AGAGGAGGUUUCCUCGCUGUGAAGAUGGCGGUGAGCAGAGGGCUUCCAGGACUGUGGAGGACAUGCAGUUUGUUGCUACCCAGACGCCCUCUUCUGCUCCCCGGAGCCUCCCGACCGCAGAGCUCUGUUAGCGGGGACCUGGUGCCCCGGACCUCGCUGUCCAGGCCUCCGUGGGCGGAGCAGACGAGCCUGGUCCCGGCGGAGGAGGAGCGGAGCAGACACGCCGCGGUGGUGAGCACCGUGAACCAGCGGAUCAGCCAGCAGAGCUUCGCCCGGCUGUUCGCGGUGGUGCACAUCGCCGGCCACCAGUGGAAGGUCACCAACGAAGACUUGAUCCUCAUCGAGAACCACAUCGAGGCGGAGUGCGGGGAGCGGAUCCGGAUGGAGAAGGUGCUGCUGGUCGGGGCCGAGGACUUCACCCUGGUCGGCAGGCCUCUGCUGGGGAAGGAGCUCGUCAGGGUCGAGGCCACCGUGAUCGAGAAGACCGAGUCCUGGCCCAGAGUCCACAUGAGGUUCUGGAAGAGGCACCGGUUCCAGCGCAAGAAGUUCAUCAUCCAGCCGCAGACGGUGCUGCGGAUCAACAGCAUCGAGCUGGCUCCCAGACUGGCCUGAUGGUGAACACACUGACUGCGGGUUUGUGUCUCUCCAAGACUUCCAGAGUAGCUUCAAACAGAAACGAACCUGAACAGCUUUGGAGUUGAGAGAAAAUGUUCUCAGCUGUUGACUGGCGCUUCUCCUGUAAAUACGCUGACACACUGCAGAGAUGUGGAUCAGAUGUAUUAAAGUUUGUGUUUUCUAUAAAUAC
Stegastes partitus (bicolor damselfish) is the source of this 805-nucleotide messenger RNA. RefSeq names its product mitochondrial ribosomal protein L21 (gene mrpl21). NCBI's taxonomy places the organism in Eukaryota, Metazoa, Chordata, Actinopteri, Pomacentridae. The record is from RefSeq and is a predicted model, not a curated record. Gene Ontology annotation, molecular function: structural constituent of ribosome. Bases 25 to 612 code for a protein of 195 amino acids. Gene Ontology annotation, cellular component: ribosome; mitochondrial large ribosomal subunit. The transcript has a single exon.